GUGUGCCAAAUCCACUGCGUGGCACACAGGAAGGCGUCCGGCAGUCAGCGGAGAACUGGACUUUUUCACAACGUUUUGUGGAGACCAAUAAGACAAAGCACAGCAUCGUCUCUCGUUGGCUCGUCGCUCUCCUUCCCCUUCUCCCCCGGUGAGACUCGGGUCCCCCCGAACCUCGCGCUGCAACCAUGGUGGUCAUGAAGAUGAAGUUCCCCUUUCAAAAACGGGUGAAGCUGGCACAGGGACUGUGGCUCCUGUCCUGGUGUGCCACGGUUGCCGGGGCCACGACCUUUACCCUGGGGUGCCUCCUGAAAACGGAGCUGCGCAGGAGAGCAGAGGUAAUGGCUAACACAGAUAUACAUAUCGUGCCCAACACCCUCAUGAUUGUUGGUCUGGCGUCUUUGGGCAUCAACUACUUUGCCUCAAAGAUCUGUCAGGACGCCUUGGACGCCGGUCGAUUCCCUCGCUGGAAGAACUUCCUGAAGCCCUACUUCGCUGUCUCAUGCUUCUUCACUGUCCUCAUGCUGCUGGCCAUCAUCAUGAGCUAUGCCAUGAAGGGCAGCUUGGAGUCUUCCCUGAAAGCCGGCCUGAGGAACGGCAUCCGCUUCUACAAGGACACGGACACCCCGGGCCGUUGCUUCCAGAAGCAAAACAUCGACCGCUUGCAGAUGGAGUUCCAGUGCUGCGGAAACAAUGACUUCAGGGACUGGUUUGAGAUCCAGUGGAUCAGCAACCGCUACCUUGACUUCAGCUCCACGGAAGUGAAAAACCGCAUCAAGAGCAACGUAGACGGACGCUACCUGGUGGAUGGAGUCCCGUUCAGCUGCUGCAACCCCAGCUCUCCGCGACCGUGCAUCCAGUAUCGCCUGACCAACAACUCAGCUCACUACAACUACGACUACCAAACCGAGGAGCUCAACAUCUACCUUAGAGGCUGCAGAGAGGCACUGGUCAACUACUACAUGGGUUUGAUGAACACCAUUGGAGCUGGAGUGUUGUCCAUCUUCCUCCUACAGGGCUCCGUACUGGUGAGCUUGCGCUUCCUGCAGACCGCCAUGGAAGCAGUGGCAGGGAAGGAGAACACGGAGAUCGAGACCGAAGGGUACUUGCUGGAGAAGGGAGUGAAGGAAACCGUCAUGGAGUACCUGGAUCCUGUGCUCACGUUCCUGCUGCUCAAAAACAAGGUGCAAGAAGGGACAGCCGGAGAGACGACCACUGCGCCCGCCUAAACCGCACACCCUGUAUAGACAUGUAAAUAAUUUUUACAGAGAUCAUUAUUUAUUUCAACAUAAAAAAGGGGCAAUUCGAACAAACAAAUUUCUAUGAAUCUCACAAAAUUAGAAAGUGUUUUUUUUUUUUUAUUGUCAGUUGGACGAUGCCAGAUAUGGUUAUUCAGAAUGGUCUUCAAAUUAAAAUUCCACCCAGGGACCUUGAGUACAAAUUUAAAAAGCACAAAAGUUACAGUAAAAAUAUAAAACCUCAAAGAAUUUUCUAGGAAUAUACAUUGUCCAAAUAAAGUACCACUUUUUAAAAUUCCUUUCUAUUUUUUUCCUGUUGCAAGCUGUACAUGACUGGCAACCCGUCAUUGUUGUACUGUAUUUGUUUGUUGCUUUUGAAAGUGAUCUACCAUUUGCAUUCUUACAGCCGAAAGCAAUAAAGCAGUAUUUGAUGAGGCAGUGUACACAGAGGAUUUUUGUGGACUUAUGAAAACAGAGAUGUAAAGCUGACCGUAGAGAGACAUGAGGCGCAAUGCUCCGCUGCGUAACAGGACUAUGACAUAAUUUAACAGAUGACUUAUUAAAAUUUGAAGUUGCUAAAUGC
This is a messenger RNA of Xiphophorus hellerii (green swordtail), 1818 nucleotides long. It is a transcript of the gene rom1a, whose product is annotated as retinal outer segment membrane protein 1a. Gene Ontology annotation, biological process: visual perception. The coding region runs from base 186 to 1226 and encodes 346 amino acids. NCBI's taxonomy places the organism in Eukaryota, Metazoa, Chordata, Actinopteri, Cyprinodontiformes, Poeciliidae. Gene Ontology annotation, cellular component: plasma membrane. The transcript is spliced from 5 exons. The record is from RefSeq and is a predicted model, not a curated record.